This is a messenger RNA of Medicago truncatula (barrel medic), 2359 nucleotides long. Its product is annotated as 3-phosphoinositide-dependent protein kinase 2. Gene Ontology annotation, biological process: intracellular signal transduction; peptidyl-serine phosphorylation. The coding region runs from base 384 to 1877 and encodes 497 amino acids. The transcript is spliced from 11 exons. Lineage: Eukaryota; Viridiplantae; Streptophyta; Magnoliopsida; Fabales; Fabaceae. The record is from RefSeq and is a predicted model, not a curated record. Gene Ontology annotation, molecular function: protein serine/threonine kinase activity; ATP binding.
GAAAUUUCACAAAAGCUUUUAAUCAUCAUUUCCAUUAUUUGUUCAUUCAUUCAAACACUCUUUCUCUCCACGACAUGUGGUUUGUGUUCCCAAUUUAGGCAUAACUUCAAAGAGAGAGAAACAAACCAUUCUAAUCUCAUCCAACAUCAUUGUUUUCUUCUCUUUCUCUUUCUCUUUCUCUCUCUAUUUCUAAGAUAGGGUUUCCAAUUUCCAAUUUUCACCAAAGCUUUCACCUUUCCCAUUCCAAUCUCAAAUUCCCUUCGACCCUUUUCAAUUCAUCCAAAAGGGUGUCACGGGAUUCGUUUCUUUCAGCUAUUCUUCUCCUCUAGAGAGAGAAAAUUAUGAUGGGAAUGUAGGGUGUUUGUUUUAUUGGUAAAAGAGCAAUGUUGGAAAUGGAGAAGGAUUUUGAUUCCAAGCUAAAGAUUCAAAGGAGUUCUUCCUCUUCCAAUGGUGGUGGUGGUGGUGCUGGGAAUGUUCAGAGAUCCAAAAGCUUUGCUUUUAGAGCUCCUCAGGAGAAUUAUACAAUUCAGGACUUUGAAUUGGGCAAGAUCUAUGGUGUUGGCUCUUAUUCUAAGGUUGUGAGGGCAAAGAAGAAGGACACAGGAGUUGUGUAUGCAAUGAAGAUCAUGGACAAAAAAUUUAUUACCAAAGAGAACAAAACUGCAUAUGUGAAGUUGGAACGCAUAGUGCUUGAUCAAUUGGAUCAUCCUGGCAUUGUGCGGCUAUAUUUCACAUUUCAGGACACAUUUUCUCUGUACAUGGCACUUGAAUCAUGUGAAGGUGGAGAGCUUUUUGAUCAAAUUACCAGGAAAAGUCGUCUAACUCAGGACGAGGCACAAUUUUAUGCAGCUGAAGUUGUCGAUGCUCUUGAAUACAUACACAGUUUGGGAGUGAUACAUCGUGACAUUAAGCCAGAGAACUUGUUACUUACAACUGAAGGACAUAUUAAAAUAGCUGAUUUUGGGAGUGUGAAGCCUAUGCAGGAUAGCCAAAUUACCGUCCUUCCAAAUGCAGCAUCAGAUGACAAAGCCUGCACAUUUGUGGGAACUGCUGCUUAUGUCCCUCCAGAGGUUCUUAAUUCCUCCCCAGCAACCUUUGGAAAUGAUCUUUGGGCACUUGGCUGCACAUUAUACCAAAUGCUUUCUGGAACUUCUCCUUUUAAAGAUGCAAGUGAAUGGCUUAUUUUCCAAAGAAUUAUUGCAAGAGAAAUUCGAUUUCCUGAUUACUUUUCAGACGAAGCAAGAGACCUUAUUGACCGACUAUUGGAUUUAGACCCCAGCAGGAGACCAGGUGCAGGACCCGAUGGUUAUGCUAUUUUGAAAAGCCACCCCUUUUUCAAGGGGGUUGACUGGAAUAACUUAAGGGCACAAACUCCUCCGAAACUUGCUCUGGAACCUGGGGCAGGGACUCAAUCGCCUGCUGAUGAUUCUCAGGAGUCAUCAUGGAGUCCUGCUCACACUGGUGAUGGUUCUGCAGCUUCUGCUAGACAGCCUGAUGGUGCUACAUCGUCUUCAGAGGGAGCUGGUUCCAUAACCAGGCUAGCUUCAAUUGAUUCCUUUGAUUCAAAAUGGCAACAAUUUUUGGAACCUGGGGAAUCUGUUCUUAUGAUCUCCAUGGUGAAGAAAUUACAAAAGAUAACAAGCAAGAAGGUGCAGCUCAUCCUUACCAACAAACCGAAGCUGAUCUAUGUUGACCCUUCAAAAUUAAUUGUAAAGGGAAAUAUAAUAUGGUCUGAUAAUCCAAAUGAUUUAAGCAUUCAAGUGACCAGUCCCUCAAAUUUCAAGAUUUGCACACCUAAAAAGGUAAUGUCGUUUGAGGAUGCAAAGCAAAGAGCAUCUCAGUGGAAAAAAGCAAUUGAAGGACUUCAAAACCGGUGAACCCAUUCUGGCUUUGAGAACAUAUUCUUUUAGACACCUUCGUCUUGUUCGGUAGGAAGGGAUGAAACGUUUGGACUCCUGAACAAUCAAUUUUUCAUUAAAAGAAAGUGAAUUUACAGAUUUAGCUUUGCUGAAGCUAAGUUCAAGCUAAAUCCUCACCACAACUUAAUUGAAUUUGUGAUGAGUAUUUCCAUCCUCUUUCACGCUUCCAUGGAAUGUAUGAUGAAAUGUGGAAGUUCUAAUUGUAGCUAUGUUGAGGGGUUGGAACCAAUACUUUGUAAGAAAAAUAUCAUUUAUUUUUUAUAUUAUAUAAUUAGCUGGAAGAUGAUGGCAUUUUGGUUAAUCAUAAUUUAUGAAUCAUUGAAUUGUUUAAUUUAUUGUUUCUUUAGCCCUAGGUCUAAAGGGGAAGCCACCCUGAACUUUCAAAGUAGAUGACUUGUACCUUGGCAUUUUGUAAAUAACAUGGCUGCAAUCACCAAUUC